Glycine soja is the source of this 761-nucleotide messenger RNA. Its product is annotated as pathogenesis-related protein 1-like. The transcript has a single exon. Bases 39 to 533 code for a protein of 164 amino acids. The record is from RefSeq and is a predicted model, not a curated record. Gene Ontology annotation, cellular component: extracellular region. Lineage: Eukaryota; Viridiplantae; Streptophyta; Magnoliopsida; Fabales; Fabaceae.
AACACCAUAGUUGAAGAAAUUAAUAUAUAUCAACCAAAAUGGGGUUGUACAAGAUUUCAUUAUGUCUAUUGUGUGUGUUGGGGUUAGUCAUUGUGGGUGAUCAUGUUGCGUAUGCUCAAGACUCACCAACAGACUAUGUUAAUGCACACAACGCUGCAAGAUCACAGGUUGGUGUUCCAAAUAUAGUUUGGGAUAACGCAGUCGCUGCUUUUGCACAGAACUAUGCUAACCAACGCAAAGGUGACUGCAAACUCGUCCACUCUGGUGGUGAUGGAAAAUACGGGGAGAAUCUUGCAGGAAGUACCGGUAACCUAAGUGGGAAAGAUGCAGUGCAAUUGUGGGUGAAUGAGAAAUCCAAGUAUAACUACAACUCCAACUCGUGUGUUGGUGGGGAGUGCCUGCACUACACUCAGGUCGUUUGGAGAAACUCUUUGCGCCUUGGAUGUGCCAAAGUAAGGUGUAACAAUGGAGGCACAUUCAUAGGUUGCAACUAUGCUCCCCCUGGCAACUAUAUUGGCCAAAGACCAUACUAAGUUGUUUCGAUGUAGAAGCUACCACUUCAGAUUAAAUCAUAAUAACAUGCAAGCAUAGCAUCAUGAAUUUAGCCAACGACUUUAAAUUCGUGUUGUAAUACUUUUCAAUGUAUUGAAAUAACAUAGUGUUCAUCACACUUUAUAACUCAUACUCAUACUUCGUUGUCAUAUGCUGGUAAAAAUAAACUUGCUUGGUCACCUGGAAGUUGGUUUUCUUUGGCUGUAUCA